CCCCGUUCUUCCACAACUUAUCGCUCUUCAGCGUCUAGCCUUACUGGUGGCUCAUCUGGUGUUGGUACAUACCGCAGUAUUUUGCCAUCUUUAGGCUCAGGCAGUAGCAGUUAUGAUACAACUACGCUCAGCCGAUAUGGACUAAUCUCUUGCAGGUCCAUCAACUCCCGUUUAACAAAUCAAUUUAACAACCAUAUUACUUACCACUGAGUAUGUGGGUUUCUGUGUGUGUGAAUAAUUGAGUGAAAUAGAAACUGAAAAAAAAAAAAAAAAACAGACGUAUAACAAUUAAAUAAAAUAUUUUUGUAAAAGGUCAAGAAGAAAAAACAAAGAAAGAGUAAACUCAGUGCAUAAAGGAAAGUAAAAGAUAAAAUUCAGAAUUGUUCAAAAUAAUGAUUGACAUUAAAAAUACCACAAACAAUUUUCAAAAAUUCCCCAUGCUUAAACAAAAAUGUGAUCCCGGUAUUGUAACAACACAGGAAACUCACCUGCAACAACAACAACAGAUAAAGAAUAUAGCAGCAACGACAACUAAAUACAUUCCAGCUCAACAACAAAAUCAUUCCGGAAAAGAUAUACCAACUAAACUAUCUAAAACAACUGACAAGGAUCCCGGUUCCAAUUCGAACCCGGUAAGGAGGGCCAAUCAACCAUUUUUCCUCAUAAAUGCCUACAAAGAUCAAAACUUCCUCAAAGAAGAAUGUGAAUUGGCCCAUGCUCUAGUCGCAAAGACCACUAAAGACAGUGGCAAGCAAUCUACCAAGUCAUCAACGACUUCUCUACCCCAGGUUAAAGCUAAUCUGCCCCUUGCCUCCUACAAUAGCACAUUUAAUAGAAACAACAACUUGCAACGACCGUCAGCAGCCUUUGCUGCCACAACAAAUGGGAUGCGACGAACUGGUAAUGGUACACAUUUGGGCACAACCACAGCGGUUGCGACGGCAACUAAUAAGGUUGAAAUUAACUACAGCGGCCCUCAGUUCAAAGGAUUGUCAUCGUCGUCGCCAUCGUCGGCCUCAGCUCCAGUCACAUCUGCUUCCACGUCAUCCAAGAAAUUAAACUCGGCAAUCUGCGCCACAGGGUCGAAUAUUAGCAGCAGCACUUUUACAACGAACAAGUUCAAUAUACGGAACCAAGUGAAACCUCUGGUCCAUAGGAGCACGGUUAUUGCCACGGGCUCUCCAGCUAAUUCAUUUUCCUCAUCUAUUAACUCCCUUCAGCAUAAAAAUAACCACAACAUCAAUAUUAAUAACAACAAUAACGGUAGCAACAACAGUUUAAACAAUAUUGCGGCGACAAGUAGCGGCAAUAACAACAUGCAAACGUCUUUGGAUCAAGACGAUAUAAAAUUCAUCGACAGCGAUGAGCCACCGCCACCCGCACAGUCUACCGCCAUGACCAGUGAACGCAAAUCAGCACAUAGUGGCUACGAACAACGCUGUUGUGUGAACGUAGCGACCUCGUCUUUGUCUAAGAGCCGCAUUCGGCCAAAAUCAACAAUCAUUUGUUCCAGCAGCCAUUCUGUGUCAUCUGCAUCUUCCACAUCUGCUGCCUGCUCCUCCUCAUCCAAUGCCACCAAUAGCAUGGUGUUUGAAAAAGUCAAUAACUAUAAGUAUGCCAAUGGUAGUUUAGGCGCCGCCGGAAUCAGUUCUUCACCCAUGUCGAGUUGUGUCGACAGAAGGGCAGACACAGCCAUAGACCCCAAUAGUAUUAGGGCAUCAAUUGAAAAAUUCAAUAGUUUAAGUGAGCAAAAGCGUUUGCCUCCCAGUUCAGUCACGCUGCGAUCCCACAGCGGCAGUGGCAGUACGAGUAACCUGCAACAUCAUCGCCACAGUAGUGACUUUGACAAUUGUAAUUUAAAAUUCCCAAAUACCGGUAGUGGUUCAUUGACCCGAACACCUUAUCGCAGUUCGGGAGCUAGCGCGGCGGGUAAAGUUGUUACCAGUUUGUAUCCUAGUGCUUCGGCGGCAAUGUCGUCGGCUUCGAAUCGUCAUGCCACUGUACUCAACAGCGGUCCCAACAAUACUGGUAGCCUGCCAUUAAAAAGUAGCAAACACUAUGCUCAAGCCGAGGAUACUACGUUUACGGCACUGUCAAGUUCGGUUGACGGCGAUGCAAGUAAAAAGAAAAUCGCAUCAAUUUCUGGCGGUCUCAGUGAAACCAUGGAUGAAACACCUAGUGUGCGUACAUCUUCAGCCUUGCGAAAUACUCUCCCGACCUCUUCACCAACCUCAUCCCGCUACUGGGAUAGGGAUACCUCACGAUCAUCACUAAUAUCUUCCUCAGCGUCGCAUGCCGAUGAGAAUAAAAAAACUGCAGUAAAUGACGAAGAAACUGAAGGAUUAUGUGGACUGAAAAAUAUCGGAAAUACGUGUUUCAUGAACUCCGUCAUACAGUGUCUGAGCCACACGAACGAAUUAACAAAAUUUCUGCGGAAUUACAAUGCAACUAAAUCCCCAACUUCAAAGGAUCAGCAGAUCUUGUAUGAGUUCUCCAAACUUAUUAAAGAGAUGUGGACAAACAAUGUGCAUAGCGUAACUCCUAUGGAAUUGAAGAGAUCUUUCUCUGCAAAACAUCGUAUGUACAGUGAUUAUAAUCAACAAGACGCUCAAGAAUUUCUACGAUUCUUUUUGGACUCACUACAUUGUGCGCUUAAUACUGGUGUUAAAGGCGAAGCCCUCAAAAUAGAUGAUAACUUAAGUGACAAUAAAAAGGCCGAACUUACGUGGGAGUGGUACAGCCGCUUGGAAAACUCUCUCAUACGUGAUUUGUUUGUGGGCCAAUUGAAAAGUACGCUACGCUGUACCACCUGCGGCAAUACUAGUGUUACUUUCGAUCCCUUCUGGGAUUUGAGCGUGCCAUUGCCAUCGUCGUCACGUUGCAAACUAGAGGCCUGUCUUGAUUUGUUUAUAAGAGAAGAGGUUUUGGAUGGGGAUGAAAUGCCAACUUGUUCUAAAUGCCAAACAAGAAGAAAAUGUACGAAGUCCUUCACUAUCCAACGAUUUCCCAAAUAUCUUGUUAUACAUUUGAAACGUUUUUCUGAGACACGUUGGAGUAAACUGUCCAAUAUUGUUGAGUUCCCAACCGGAGAACGGGAGCUAAAUAUGGGACCUUAUGGUGCAAAUGCCAAUUCAAAUAUGUACUUUUCACUUUAUGCUAUUUCAAAUCAUAUGGGCUCAACGGCCGGUGGUCAUUAUGUCGCUAUUUGCAAACAUCCUGUCUCAAAGAAAUGGCAUGAGUUCAACGACAACCUUGUCAGUGAAUCAUUGUCUGAGCAUCAUCUUGUUUCGUCCAGUGCCUAUAUAUUAUUCUAUGAGCGUGCGUAAAUAAAUGUAGGAAAAUUCUUCAGAGUUAGAAUAUUUUAACCACGGAUAUUCUCUGCGACAACAUUAAAAAUUAACGAAAUUAUUUAGUGACGAAUCAACUGCAAUUUAAUAACAUCAACUAAAACAGCAUGUAUAGUCUGCAGUGUUUCUAAAAAUCUAAUAGUUUGUGUCACCAAAACAACGGAUAAAAUGCAGCGUUUUUUUUUUCAGCUUUAUAUGAUGUUUUGGUCCAUUAUGUUUGGAAGUGUUUUUUUAAAUCAAUUUUUAUAUAUUUAUUACAUUAUUGUUAUUAUUUCAUAAGAAACUACUUUAUUUUUUAUGAAAAUGGAAAACAUACAGAUACACACCAACCACAUCAUGAUAAGCAGAGUUUAACCGUAACAACCGCUUUUGGCUAUAUUAAUCAUAAACAGGCUUUUUAAAAUAGUUUAUAUUACAGCGUUUGUUUGAGUACCAUGAAAACAAACACGUGCAAUGUUUUACGGAUCCUUAGUUAUUAUUGAUUUUAUAAUUGAAAAAAAAAAAAGAAAUGAACACGACAAAUGUUAGAUAUAUUUGUUCCACUUUUGGGAUUUUGGCAAAUCGAUUACGGGUACCCAUACAUGCAAUAUGUAUGUAGUCAGAUGGAGAAUUAAUAAGUCUAUGAGAACAAAAUUUAUUAGAAAACGCAGUUGAAAUUACUUACAAAUCAAACACAACAACAACAAAACACAUACAAUGAUUAACGUUUGAAACGAAACGUAUGUGACUGAUAGGAGCUAUAUAAAUAUAUAUAUCUACAUGAGUAACAAUAUUAUUUAUUUGCAUUCUAAUGCUAAUAUUUAUUAUUAACAAAUAAAAAAACACACAGACAAAACACACAUAUAUGUAUGAAACUAAUGACAAACUAAAAAAAUUGCGCCAUUCAUUGUCUUUGACAAUUAUAAUAUGUGCUAAACGAAGAAGAUGAAGAAAGACAAUUUCUGUUUAUACAUACAGCUAGUUAAAAGAGGAUAACAUAGAAAAAAAAAAAAAAACAAGAAGUAGAACAAGCAAAAAGUGCAUAUAUUUUUGAGAUCAAUUUUAUACGUUUAUCUUUCUUGCUGCAAGUAAUAUGUCUUAAGCUAACUAAAACAUUUAGUAUAAAGUCCCAUCAAUCCUUGGUCAUUGUCACCUUUCCUACGACCGACCGAUCGCCCGCCCGCCCGCUAUCUGAAGAAUCUAUGGAAUAAUGAUGAAUAUAGUUUUAUGAAACUAUUGAAAUUGUUUGUGUUAUGUUUAUAAUUGUUGUUAUUUUUUGUUUUCUUUAUGUUUUUAUGUUUAAUGCCGCCAAAUGCUAUGCCCCUCCCCCCCUUAACAUACAACUCAGUUUGGAACUGUUGUAACUAUCUAAAUAAGAUUAUCUAUUUAUUGUAUUUGAUUACUGUUAUUAUUUAUUGAUUAUUUUGUUUUAUGUGUAGACUAUAACUUAAAAAAGAUGUGAAACUAUCAUGAAUGUAAUUACCGACAAAAAUAGAUUAUAUAAAGCGAAAACAACAACAAA
Molecule: messenger RNA, 4848 nt
Organism: Musca domestica (house fly)
Lineage: Eukaryota; Metazoa; Arthropoda; Insecta; Diptera; Muscidae
Gene: Usp2
Product: ubiquitin carboxyl-terminal hydrolase Usp2
Exons: 10
Coding region: 393-3326 (977 amino acids)
Biological process (GO): protein deubiquitination
Cellular component (GO): cytoplasm
Molecular function (GO): cysteine-type deubiquitinase activity
Source: RefSeq, a predicted model, not a curated record